This is a messenger RNA of Symbiodinium necroappetens, 381 nucleotides long. Lineage: Eukaryota; Dinophyceae; Suessiales; Symbiodiniaceae. The record is from the annotation of a GenBank genome assembly.
AUGGCAAAGUGUGUCAAACAUUUCUGCUUUCGCCUUUCUGGCAGACGAGUACCUGAAGGUGAAGCGCCUCUGUGCUCAGAACAUGCAGCGCCUGACAAUGCAGAGGCCGUCAGGGCAGCAACCCGAGCCCUGCGCCAGGUUCGAAGCUUGCAGCGGCAGUACCAGCAGCUCCUGCCCACCCUUCGCACUGCUCUGGCAUCUUCCUGCGUGUCGGAGGCGCGGCUCCUGCACGUGCGGACAGGCUUGGUGGAUCUGGAGGAUCUCCUGGAGGGCUCUGUGACUGCCAACUCAGCCAGUGGCGGCAACGCCGUUUGCGAGGUCGUCACCUGCAUCGCAGCAGAGGGUGAGCAACCCUGGUGUCCGCGGCGGAUGCUGCUCAGC